GCUGAAAAGAGCCGAGCAAGCUGGGGUGAAGGGGUGAAUGCCUGGUGCCCAGCAACAGAUCCCUGAAGUUCAGGUGGGUUGGAAGCAGCCAUGUCAAAGGAUGAAGCAGGCUGUAAACUGGCUCCAGUCUACAAGCACAAGGAGCGCAAACCUAAGAAGCCCCAUUACAUCCCCCGACCCUGGGGGAAACCGUACAAUUACAAGUGCUUCCAGUGCCCGUUCACCUGUAUGGAGAAAUCGCAUCUCUACAACCACAUGAAGUACAGCCUCUGUAAGAAUUCCUUGUCUCUGCUCAUCGAAUCGGACUGGCCUUACAAGAAAGGGGGGCUCCUCCAUCCAGAACUCCGGCUCUUGCAAGCCACGGAAACCUCUCGGAUCCGGGAGAGGCAGGAGGAGCCCGAGACCUACGACACAAUGGUGAUGGAGGCCACCCACUCCAAACGUGAAGCAGACCGAGAUGGCGCAGAAGGCAAGGUGACCGAGGACACCGCCUCCUCGGAAAGGAUGAGCGACGAAACCAGCCAGUUCCAAGAGGAAGAGGAGGAAGAGGAGGAAGAGGAGGAGGAGGAAGAGUUAUCUAGGUUCCUGCAGGAGGUAGACACAGCGGAGAAGAAGGAGAUGGUCAAGGGGACCCUCUCCGCCGGGGAGACCUCCGAAGCCGAUGUGAACACCCUCCUUUUCCAGCUGAAAAACAAGCAGGAGAAGGCCUCGAAAGACCCCACUCCUGACUUCAUCAUCACGGACGUGUUCUCCUUGAAGAAGCACAUGGCCAAAGGGAAGGAGAUGCCCUCCGUGGAGAUGGACCCCAAACCAAAGCAGUGCAAAGUGCCCUCCAAAUGUUCGGGAAGCGGCGGGGUCUUCAUGGAGCAGUGGAAGCUGGUGGCCAACGGGCAACGGAGAAGCACCACCGGGGUUCUGGCUCCGUGUAACGACGGCAACGUCAUCCCUUGUUACCCUCCUCCAGCUUACGGGGAUUUCCCCGAAUCUCAAGGCCUCAACUUCUCUCUGCUGGGGAUCAACUACCCGCUGGCUCCCAACCUCUUCUCCUAUUUCAGCCCUUCGGUGACCGGCGGGGCCACUUCCCAUCCCCACUUGGCCCAAUUCCCUUUCCUGGCCUCCACCGCCCAGCUGAUGCACCCCCAUUCGGCUCAUUUGCAACCCUUACAGAACCCCGAGAGGUCCACUUUCCUCCCGCGCUUCUACUACCCUCUGCUGUUCGAGCAUUCCUUCACUUCGGCAGAAAACAAGAUGGCUGCCGCCAAGCUGGAGGCUCAACAACUGCCUGCAGCAGCCGUCCCUGCUCCCCUCCAGCCCCAGACUUCCGCGGACCUCUCGAAGGGAGGCAUGUUGAAAGCCCCGGUGCUGAAGACGGGCCUCCCUUGGCCGAAAAACAUCCGCGAAGAGCCUCUUCCUGAGCAGGGCCACAAAAGAUUGCUCCUGCAGGAGGAAGAGAAGAAAUGGCUGAUCCACGAAAGGGAAAGCUAUUCCUUACUGGCCACUGCUGGCCAUCUCUGCAGGAAGCCAUCUCCUGAGGCUUACCAGGGUCUACUGGGCAUCAAAGAGGGGGCUGCCCUUCUCCCCACCAGCCUCAAGAAAACAGAGGUCCACGGAGCUGCUUGCUUGGACAAUGGCGGGGUCACCCCAAGUAACCUGAAGAGGAAGUUUGCAAAGAGUGGCCUUGAGUUGAUGAGCCCUGAUAUGACAACACCAGAGAGAGAGAUCUACCCAGCCAGCAGUGUUUUGCAAGUUACACCAAUGCAAGCGUCAAAGACCAGGGACCACUGGCAGGUAGAACUUCAUGACAACAUCUCUGAAGGCCAGGAGAAAACUGGGGGCUCUGGGUUAAUUACAGCUUCAGACCAGACCUUUUUAAAGCCAAACAAUGAUCAAGUCAUAACUGUUGGUCCAAGGGACCAAGAGAUGACUACAGUGCUCAUUGGAGACUUGUCAAAAACCUUGGAAGAGUACCAGAAGGUGGAGAAGAAGCUCUCCCAUUUGGCAAAAGAGGACACUCCCGCACAGAAGCAACUUAGGGACCAGUUAGUCAAAAUCCGGCAGGAACUUUUCCAUAUCCACCAGGCGUUAGAGAAGGCCAACAAGUUCAAUGAAGGUCCUUUGGACCUCUCGGUGAAAAGGUCUUCAAAGAAUCCAGAGAAAGGACACCGAGACAAGAAAGAGUCCAAGGCUGGGAUCCAGGGAGAGAAAGCCCAAGGCAAAGACAAUACAUGUUUGGAGGUGGGCGAAGCCGAUCUAGAAAAGGUCUCCGGUGGUUUCCUUGAGACGCAGAAUAAAACCAUUGACCUGCUCAUCAAGAUGAGCCACUCCAAGAACGUCCAAAAUUCCUCUUCUGAGACCCACCUGGGAGCCGUAAUCAAAGCCGAAGUGCUUCCCCUCAACGUCCCACUAGAAUUUAGGCACGUCAUGGAACCUUACUACAGCCAUACUACCAAAUGCGAAGCAGAUUCCAGUGUCCUGCUCUGCACCGAUGGAAGAUCAAAUGGUAACCAAGCCCCACCACUUUCUGUUACUGAAGAAACUCCAAUAGGAUGCCGGGCAAUUCCAUGUUCUUUGUCCUGCAAUUUGACCAGCGAGACCGGUGAGGUAUAGAAUCCAAAACUUCACACUUGCCCUUUGAGCCCAAAGAAAGAAGUCAGUCAAAUUGGGAAACCCUUUGGUCCAUCACUAUAGUAUUUGGAACAUUGAGGAUCCAGGUGGGUUUUGUAAAGCAUUUCUCGUCCACGUUUUAUGAAUGACAUGGAACUCAGCAAGGUCUGUUUCUCCAUUAGUAGAAUUUCUCAUGGCAUCCUCAUUCUGCAGACAUGGACAAGGUGAACAGGGUGGGAAGAGAGAGUAAGAGAGAGGUGACAUUGUUGUUUUUUUCAGGAGGACAGGUGCCUUUGCAUUUUAGAAGAUCCAACCCAACUCUUCCCUGGCCGGUUCAGCAAGAUGCAUUCCUCAACAACUUUUUAAGACUCCAUAAUCCCUUGUAGGGUGGAGUCCGGUCAACUGAAGGGAGCUAGCAGAGUAUUUUAAAUGGCCAGAUGCCCUUCCUGUCACCCAUGCAGAGUUUUGUUUAGCAGAUAUAUUCUGCCAAGAGAGAUUAAAUAUUUGCCUCUGCCUAGGAUCGAACUCACAGCCUCCUGGUUGUGAGGCAAGAGCUCCAACUAUAGGCCACCGCACCAGCCUUUGAACAAGAAGCAUUGUCUGAUGCCAAAUCUCCUUGGGAUCAAUCAAUUUCUGGAUAGCGUUCCUUUUCCCAAGAAUCCAGAGUCAACGGUAGUCUCUCUGACCCAAAUAAAAAGAGCUGCAAGAUAAAUUGUGGAUUGACUACAAUCCCAGUUGCCUUUUUGGCAGAAAACAAUUAAAGAGCAUGCGUGAGAAAUCACUUUUUUUUCCAGAACCCACUAUGGUUGUCCAGGUUCUUCUAAAGGGAUCCCAUUCCUAGCCCCUGCUUGAGUUUAAAUUCUUCUUUUGAUUUAAAUUCUUCCUCUGGAAUUCACCAUAUAACUUAUCUCAGUGCCGAACAAUGAUGGGGAACCAUUUUUAAUUUUGCCUGAAGCUUUGUUGGGGUAGAAGAGUUCUGAGCAAAUACGAAGACUUUUCUCCUUCCUUGACAAGCUUUUUUACAUGAGAGGUCAUCUUCUGGACAUUGCAGAUUGAUUUAAUCAUCCUUGCCUCCAGGCACAAUCGUUCUGGCCUUUUCACGAUGGAGAUAGACCUUUCCAAGCAAAACCUCUGCCCUCAAAUUACAGUAGGCUUCUCAAAGAUUGAGGGGACAAUUAAACGGGACCUCAUCACACUUUUCAUCUUCUUUAGGAAAAGAUGAUUACAGAAAAGGAAGCAAAGGAUUCUCAGAGACUAUUGGAGAACUAGUUGACCUACUAGCUUUCUAGCUAAACCAGAGGUCAGCAACCUGCGGCUCUGGAGCUGCAUGUGGCUCUUUCAUCCCUCUGCUGCAGCUCCCUGUCACUGGUCGGUGACACAAUUUUGAGAGAAGCUUCCGGUUUGGGGUGGUGGUGGUGAAACACCACGUGCCAGGAGGAGAGAGCAGGGCAGGUUUUCCGGUCAGCUCCACAAUUGAUAGUGCUUUCAGUUAGGACAGGUAGAGGAAAAAGGA
This is a messenger RNA of Thamnophis sirtalis, 4117 nucleotides long. The record is from RefSeq and is a predicted model, not a curated record. Lineage: Eukaryota; Metazoa; Chordata; Lepidosauria; Squamata; Natricidae.